AUGCUCUCCACGCACUCCAGUAUCGCCGCUCCACCCGCGGCAGACCAACACAUCAUCCACGAGGAGAAGGAAUACACGACCGUCAAGGAAGGACUGGCAUAUAUUCUCAUACCCACUUCAGCCGCGAAGAUUCCUCAAACGACGCCAAAGGGCGACAACCAACCGCAAUCAGUCUUCUACAACCCCAUUCAGCAAUUUAAUCGAGACCUGAGCGUUCUGGCAAUCAAGGCCUAUGGAGAAGAGAUUCUUGAGAGGAAAUUGAAGGCAUUUGAAAACGCAAAGAAACGUAAUGCUGCGAAGAAGGAUAAAAAGCGAAAGCGUGAGAACGAUGGGCUUGGUAGUGAACCGAGAAAGGCUGGGAAGGUAGGAGAAGGUUGUCAGGCUGAAGGCGCAUCAGCAGCAAAUGGAGAGACUGCAAAUACUGCAACAAGCAUGCAGAACAUGAACUCGGACGAGCCAGGUGGUGGUUCUGUUACUGAGCACAAUGGCGAUACAAAGGCUCUCGCGAACGAGGAGUCAACCUGGGGAAGACAGCCAGCUCCAGCAGAAGAUGUUUCGAUGGCCGACCCAGCAGACCAGGAAGAUGAGAUCAAGCUCACAACAGAGGAAGAAUCAAAACCAGAUACUACUUCCGAAGCUAAGAAAGAGAUCAAACCACAUUUCCGAAUCCUUGACGCUUUGUCCGCAACUGGUCUUCGAGCACUGAGAUACGCCCACGAAAUACCAUUCACGACUUUGGUCACGGCAAAUGACCUCUUACAAACGGCUACGGAGGCAAUUGAGCUGAACGUCAUUCAUAACAAGCUGGAAGACAAGGUCUCGGCCAACACUGGUAAUGCGCUCACAUACAUGUAUAAGUUUGUUGGAGACGAUUGUAAAGACGCGAAAGGACAGCCAAGAUCCAGCGAAAAGUAUGAUGUUAUUGACCUUGAUCCUUACGGAACAGCGGCUCCAUUUCUAGAUGCGGCAGUGCAAGCAGUACGGGAUGAUGGUGGGCUUCUAUGCGUCACCUGCACGGAUGCAGGAGUUUGGGCUUCGAACAGCUACCCAGAAAAGUCAUAUUCUCUGUAUGGUGGAACACCGAUGAAAGGAGUUAUGUCACAUGAGGCAGGCCUACGACUAAUUCUCCACGCCAUUGCAUCUUCCGCGGCUCGAUAUGGCUUAGCAAUGGAGCCACUCCUAUCCCUCUCGAUCGAUUUCUAUGCCAGAGUCUUUGUCCGCAUAACAAAGUCAGCCAGUGAUGUUAAAUUCUUGGCCGGGAAAACAAUGGUGAUCAAUAAUUGUGAUACUGGUUGCGGAGCUUGGACAACACAAACCCUCGGCAAGAACAAGUUGAUGAAAGAUAAGAAUGGGAAGAAUUUCUUUUGGAAGCAUUCAUUUGGCCCAGCAUCUCUAGGAGGCGAUAAUUGCCCUCUUUGCGACAUGAAGACACAUCUAGCUGGCCCAAUGUACGCCGGUCCAAUUCAUUCCCCAGAGUUCAUCAAGAGGAUCCUCAACGGAUUACCAAACGUAUCGAAGGACACAUACCAAACUACAACCAGGAUCGAAGGCAUGCUUAAUCUCGCCCUCGAGGAGAUUUUCCCGCUUGAAGAGGAUCCCGACUCGCCGACCGCAUUUUCGAAGACGAGAAAAUACGAUCAUUCACUUAUUGACCCAGCUCCAUUCUUUUUCAUUCCAUCCGCAUUAUCUAAAGUCAUCCAUUGCAUUACACCUCAUGAGGACGCUGUGCGUGGUGCGUUGAGACAUUUAGGAUACUGGUGCACGAGAAGUCACGCCAAGCCAGGAAGCAUCAAGACCAACGCUCCUUGGGAUGUGAUUUGGGAAAUCAUGAGAGAAUGGACGAGGCAGAAGCAGCCGAUCAAAAAGGAUGCCAUCAGAGACAACACAGCUGGAUACCACAUCAUGGGCAUGGGAAAGAAGCCGACCGGAGCAAAUGGUGCAAACACGACCGAGGGUGGGGUUGGCAUGACAAACAAAGAGAAAACUGCGGGUGAUGAUGCCCCGAGUGAUACCCCGACCGAGAAGGAGACGUUUGAGGUCGUAUUUGACGAGAAAUUGGGGAAAGAAAAGGACACGAGGAAACUUGUCCGAUAUCAGCUCAACCCACGGGAGAAUUGGGGACCGAUGAAUCGUGCCAAAGGAAAGGCAUAG
Molecule: messenger RNA, 2151 nt
Organism: Hyaloscypha bicolor E
Lineage: Eukaryota; Fungi; Ascomycota; Leotiomycetes; Helotiales; Hyaloscyphaceae
Product: N2,N2-dimethylguanosine tRNA methyltransferase
Exons: 2
Coding region: 1-2151 (716 amino acids)
Biological process (GO): tRNA N2-guanine methylation
Cellular component (GO): nucleus
Molecular function (GO): RNA binding
Source: RefSeq, a predicted model, not a curated record